AUGAAGAGAGAGAGAGAGAAGAAGAGUGUUACUGCAAAUAAGCAGCAGCAGAAGAAGAUUAAGAAGCAGAAGCUGGCAGAGAAGAAGAGAAUUGAGGCCUUGUUCAGGUCUCAAAUGCACUUCAUAAUUCAGAACAUUGAGAAGACAGCUCUGCUCUCUGAGCAUGUUAAUCUACUUACUGCUGAAAUGAAAUCUGAGACAGCAGAUCAGAAAAUACAGGAUUUUGAGAUACAGAUUAAUCUGACUGAGAAGAAGCAGUGA
Messenger RNA from Blastomyces dermatitidis ER-3, 261 nucleotides. RefSeq lists its product as uncharacterized. The transcript has 2 exons. The coding region runs from base 1 to 261 and encodes 86 amino acids. The record is from RefSeq and is a predicted model, not a curated record. NCBI's taxonomy places the organism in Eukaryota, Fungi, Ascomycota, Eurotiomycetes, Onygenales, Ajellomycetaceae.